Messenger RNA from Prunus armeniaca (apricot), 1446 nucleotides. The record is from the annotation of a GenBank genome assembly. Lineage: Eukaryota; Viridiplantae; Streptophyta; Magnoliopsida; Rosales; Rosaceae.
AUGAAUAUUGAAGAUGCACAAUUGCCUUUGACAGAGCUAAGGCAGGAAAUGGGAGGGAAAUGGAGGGUGUUCCUGAAAGAGCUUAGGAAGGUGAGCUACGUAGCAGCGCCAAUGGUGGCUGUCACGGUGAUGCAGUACCUUAUACAGGUUGUUUCGGUGAUGAUGGUUGGACAUGUUGAUCAGCUCUCGCUUUCCGGGGUCUCUAUUGCCACCUCUUUCACCAAUGUUACUGGCUUCAGUCUUCUUUUUGGUCUGGUUGGUGCAUUGGAGACUCUAUGUGGACAAGCAUAUGGCGCAGAGCAAUAUCAAAAGCUUGGAAUUUACACUUACACAUCCAUCCUUUGUCUCUGUUUGGUCUGUGUCCCAAUAUCUCUACUAUGGAUAUUCACAGACAAAAUCCUACAAUUGAUAGGCCAAGACCCUUUGAUCUCAAAUGUAGCCCACAAAUACUCACUCUGUCUCAUCCCUAAUCUCUUCUCCUACGCCGUACUUCAAUCGCUUGUUCGAUAUUUCCAGACACAGAGUUUGAUUCUUCCAAUGCUGUAUAGCUCUUGUGCAGCUCUGUGUUUGCAUGUACCUCUUUGUUGGGGUCUCACCUUUAAACUCAAACUAGGAAGUAUUGGAGCAGCAUUAGCUAUAAGCUUCUCUUAUUGGUUUAAUGUGCUUUUACUUGGGUUUUACAUGAAGUAUUCUGUAGCAUGUGAAAAGACUCGUGCACAUGUGCUUUCAAUUGAGGUCUUUCUAAACAUUAAGGAGUUCUUCCGCUUUGCUGUUCCUUCAGCUUUAAUGGUUUGCCUUGAAUGGUGGUCCUAUGAGGUGCUUAUAUUGCUUUCUGGGAUUUUAUCAAAUCCAAAAUUGGAGGCUUCAGUGCUUUCUAUAUGCUUUACAAUUACAUACUUGCACUACUUCAUACCAUAUGCGUUUGGAGCCACAGCAAGCACUCGGGUUUCAAAUGAGUUAGGAGCUGGGAAUCCUCAGGCUGCUAAAGUCACAGUUUGUGCUGUCAUGGUUCUUGCAAUGGUGGAAAUGAUUGUUGUAAGCACAGCUCUUUUCUCUUACCGCCAUAUUCUAGGAUAUGCAUUCAGCAGCGACAAGGAGAUUGUGGAGCGUAUUGCAGAUAUGGCUCCUCUUAUUAGUCUCUCAAUUGUUACGGAUGGGUUACAAGCAGUCCUUUCAGGGGUUGCUAGAGGAACUGGAUGGCAGCACAUAGGUGCAUAUGUAAAUCUUGGUGCAUAUUACCUCGUUGGCACUCCGGUGGGUGUGGUGCUGGCUUUUCUAGCACACUUAAGAGCAGAAGGGCUUUGGAUCGGAUUACUGACAGGGUCUGCUGUUCAAGCUCUCUUGCUAGCUCUGAAAACAAGUCUCACAAAUUGGGAAAAGCAGGCAUCAAUCGCAAGAGAGAGGAUAACAAACGAGGUCUUAGCUAGAGUGGAACCAGUUGGAUAA